Molecule: messenger RNA, 10779 nt
Organism: Canis lupus familiaris (dog)
Lineage: Eukaryota; Metazoa; Chordata; Mammalia; Carnivora; Canidae
Gene: MTCL2
Product: suppressor of glucose, autophagy associated 1
Exons: 15
Coding region: 31-4482 (1483 amino acids)
Biological process (GO): insulin receptor signaling pathway; regulation of autophagy
Source: RefSeq, a predicted model, not a curated record
ACCUACUCCCAGAGCAUCGCCGGGCUCAUAAUGGGACGCCUCCAUUUUAGCCAUGCGGAGCCAGAGACCGGGUCGGGGUUGGAGCAGGAGUGCCCGAGAUUCCGGCAGGUUAAGGACGAGAUCGAGGAGCUGCGGGCUGAGAUGCUGGAGAUGCGGGACGUCUACAUGGAGGAGGAUGUGUACCAGUUGCAGGAGCUGCGGCAGCAGCUAGACCAGGCCAGCAAGACAUGCCGCAUCCUGCAGUACCGGCUGCGCAAGGCUGAGCGCCGCAGCCUCCGUGCUGCGCAGACUGGCCAGGUGGAUGGGGAGCUCAUCCGUGGACUGGAGCAGGAUGUCAAGGUCUCUAAGGACAUCUCUGUGCGGCUGCAUAAGGAGCUGGAGACAGUGGAGAAGAAACGGGCACGGCUGGAGGAGGAGAACGAGGAGCUUCGGCAGCGGCUUAUCGAGACCGAGCUGGCCAAGCAAGUGCUGCAGACGGAGUUGGAACGGCCGAGAGAGCAUUCCUUGAAGAAAAGAGGAACCCGCUCCCUGGGGAAGACAGACAAGAAGCCUUCGGUGCAGGAGGACAGUGCAGACCUGAAGUGCCAGCUGCACUUUGCAAAGGAGGAGUCAGCCCUCAUGUGCAAGAAGCUCACCAAGCUCGCCAAGGAGAACGACAGCAUGAAAGAGGAGCUGCUCAAGUACCGCUCCCUCUACGGUGACCUGGACAGCGCUCUGUCCGCCGAGGAGCUGGCCGAUGCGCCUCACUCUCGGGAGACCGAGCUGAAGGUACAUCUGAAGCUGGUGGAGGAGGAAGCUAACCUGUUGAGCCGCCGCAUCGUGGAGCUGGAGGUAGAAAACCGAGGCCUGCGGGCAGAGAUGGACGACAUGAAGGAUCACGGCGGUGGCUGCGGAGGUGCGGAGGCGCGCCUGGCCUUCUCUACACUGGGUGGCAGUGAGUGCGGCGAGAGCCUGGCGGAGCUUCGGCGACACUUGCAGUUUGUGGAGGAGGAGGCUGAGCUGCUCCGACGCUCCUCGGCAGAGCUGGAGGACCAGAACAAGCUGCUGCUGACCGAGCUGGCCAAGUACCGCUCAGAGCACGAGCUGGACGUGACGCUGUCGGAAGACAGCUGCUCUGUGCUCAGUGAGCCCUCGCAGGAGGAGCUGGCAGCUGCCAAGCUGCAGAUUGGGGAGCUCAGUGGUAAGGUCAAGAAGCUGCAGUAUGAGAACCGGGUGCUGCUCUCCAACCUCCAGCGCUGUGAUCUUGCCUCCUGCCAGAGCACACGGCCGAUGCUGGAGACGGACGCCGAGGCUGGGGACUCUGCCCAGUGUGUGCCCGCUGCUCUUGGCGAGGCCCACGGCCCCCACGCUGCCCGGCUCUGCAGAGCCAGGGAGGCCGAAGCGCUGCCUGGGCUGAGGGAGCAGGCCGCCCUGGUGAGCAAGGCCAUCGAUGUCCUGGUGGCUGAUGCCAACGGCUUCUCGGCCGGCCUCCGCCUGUAUCUGGACAAUGAGUGUGCUGACUUUCGGCUACAUGAAGCCCCUGACAACAGCGAGGGUCCCAGGGACACCAAGCUCAUCCAUGCCAUCCUGAUGCGGCUGAGCAUGCUCCAGCAGGAGCUCAAUGCCUUCACACGGAAGGCGGACAGCGUCCUCGGGAGCUCUGCCAAGGAGCAACCGGAGCCCUUCUCAACGCUGCCUGCCUUGGGCUCUCAGGGGCCCUCCAAGGAGAUUCUUUUGGCCAAAGACCUUGGCUCAGACUUCCAGCCGCCUGACUUCAGGGAUCUGCCGGAAUGGGAACCCAGGAUACGAGAGCCCUUCCGUGGUGGUGACUUGGACUCCAAGCCUGACCCCAGCCGGAACUUCAGGCCUUACAGAGCUGAAGACAAUGAUUCCUAUGCCUCUGAGAUCAAGGAGCUGCAGCUCGUGCUGGCAGAGGCUCAUGACAGCCUCCGGGGCCUGCAAGAGCAGCUCUCCCAGGAGCGGCAGCUACGCAAGGAAGAGGCCGACAACUUCAACCAGAAGAUGGGCCAGCUGAAGGAGGACCAGCAGAGGGCGCUCCUGAGGCGAGAGUUUGAGCUGCAGAGUCUGAGCCUCCAGCGGAGGCUGGAGCAGAAAUUCUGGAGCCAGGAGAAGAACAUGCUGGUGCAGGAGUCCCAACAGUUCAAACACAACUUCCUGCUGCUUUUCAUGAAGCUCAGGUGGUUCCUCAAGCGUUGGCGGCAGGGCAAGAUUUUGCCCAGCGAGGGGGAUGACUUCCUUGAGGUAAAUAGCAUGAAGGAGCUGUACCUGCUAAUGGAGGAAGAAGAAUUAAAUGCCCAGCAUUCAGAUAACAAGACCUGCACGGGGGACAGCUGGACCCAAAAUACGCCCAAUGAGUAUAUCAAGACACUGGCUGACAUGAAGGUGACGCUGAAGGAGCUGUGUUGGCUGCUUCGGGAUGAGCGCCGUGGUCUGACUGAGCUCCAGCAGCAGUUUGCCAAGGCCAAGGCCACCUGGGAGACAGAACGGGCAGAGUUGAAGAGCCAUACUGCCCAGGUGGAGCUAAAGACUGGCAAAGGGGCUGGGGAGCGGGCAGGGCCCGACUGGAAGGCAGCCCUACAGAGGGAGCGUGAGGAGCAGCAGCACCUGCUGGCUGAGUCCUACAGCGCUGUCAUGGAGCUGACAAGGCAGCUACAGAUCAGCGAGCGCAACUGGAGCCAGGAAAAGCUGCAGCUGGUGGAGCGGCUUCAGGGUGAGAAGCAGCAGGUGGAGCAGCAGGUGAAGGAGCUGCAAAACCGUCUGAGCCAGCUGCAGAAGGCUGCUGAACCCUGGAUCCUGAAGCACUCAGACCUGGAGAAACAGGACAACAGUUGGAAAGAGACACGGAAUGAGAAGAUCCUUGACAAGGAGGCAGUUUCUGAAGCUGAACUUGGGGGCACUGCCUUAAAAAGGACCAAAUCCGUUUCCUCCAUGUCUGAGUUUGAAAGUUUGCUGGACUGUUCCCCCUACCUUGCUGGUGAAGCUGCCCGGGGUAAGAAGCUGCCCAACAACCCUGCCUUUGCCUUUGUGGGCACCCAGCCUGUAGACCCAGAGAAAGAUGCCCAGGAGCAGCCCAGCCUCACACCGCGGGACUGCAACCGCCUGGGCACCCUGGGCUGCCAGGAGCCGGCAGGGAGGCAGAUGCAGCGUAGCUACACGGCUCCCGACAAGACAGGCAUCCGCGUGUACUACAGCCCCCCUGUGGCCCGGCGCCUGGGCGUCCCCGUGGUCCAUGACCGGGAGGGCAAGAUCAUCAUCGAGCCUGGCUUCCUCUUUACCACAGCCAAACCCAAGGAGUCGACUGAGGCCGAUGGGCUGGCUGAGAGCUCCUACAGCCGGUGGCUCUGCAACUUCUCACGGCAGCGCUUGGAUGCAGGCUCAGGGGGCAGCCCCUCUGCACCAGGGCCCAGCUUCCCAGCGGCCCUGCACGACUUUGAGAUGUCGGGCAACAUGAGCGACGACAUGAAGGAGAUAACUAACUGCGUACGCCAGGCCAUGCGCUCGGGCUCACUGGAGAGGAAGGUGAAGAGCACAUCUAGCCAGACGGUGGGCCUGGCCAGUGUGGGCACGCAGACCAUCCGCACAGUCAGCGUGGGCCUGCAGACCGACCCACCCCGCAGCAGCCUCCACAGUAAGAGCUGGUCACCCCGCAGCUCCUCACUUGUGUCCGUGCGCAGUAAGCAGAUCUCCUCCUCCCUGGACAAGGUGCACUCACGUAUUGAGCGGCCCUGCUGCUCACCCAAGUAUGGCUCGCCAAAGCUCCAGAGGCGGUCUGUGUCCAAGCUGGACAGCACCAAGGACCGCAGCCUAUGGAACCUGCACCAGGGCAAGCAGAAUGGCUCGGCCUGGGCCCGUUCCACCACCACGAGGGAUAGCCCCGUCCUGAGGAACAUCAAUGAUGGGCUAUCCAGCCUCUUCAGUGUGGUGGAGCACUCGGGGAGCACAGAGUCUGUCUGGAAACUGGGCAUGUCCGAGGCUCGGGCCAAGCCCGAGCCUCCAAAAUACGGCAUUGUGCAGGAGUUCUUCCGCAAUGUGUGUGGCCGGGCACCAAGCCCCACCUCAGCGGCAGGGGAGGAGAGCACCAAGAAGCCGGAACCCCUGUCCCCAGCCAGCUACCAUCAGCCAGAGGGUAUGGCCAGGAUCCUGAACAAGAAGGCAGCCAAGUCAGGUGGCAAUGAGGAGGCCAGACUCUCAGUGCUCCCCCAGGUGGGGAAGGAUGGUGUCCCCCGGGAUGGAGAUGGAGCAACAGCCCUUCCCAAUGAGGCUGCACCCUUCGGAGUCCAGCUGGGGUGGGGAGGAGAGGGCAGCUCCCCCCAGCGAGUGAUGGAGCAGCUGUGCUCCCCACCUCAACCAGCCCAGUCCCUGGACAGCCAAAGGGAACCAGCAGAGAGGAGACGAGGUGAGGUGCUCAGGCCCUCAGCUCAGGUCUCGCCGCGGAGGGACAGCAGCUACCACUGCCAGAGAACAGCACUCCCAUCCAGGUAAAGCGGGGUCGCCUGCUGACUGCUGGGUGGUGAGCUCUGACUUCCCAGGGGAAGGCAGCGAGUGGGAGAGAGACCACAGCUAGACUUCAGAGGUGGCUCCAGAGGGAUCCCUUGGGAGCCAGUUCGUUGGGAGAGGCUUGCCUGGUUCUACCUGCACCCACUUCUCAGAAGAGCCAAGGAAAGGAUACACUUCCAGCCGUGCUCCUCAGGGUAAAGGGCUCACAGAGAUGUUCCCUGCCAACAUGUCCUCCAUCACAGGGAGGAAAACACCGAUGACCAGAACAGGCUUUGCUGUAGGACUCAACAUGGAGUUCCUGGUGGAGUUGAGCUGGGCAUCAUCCCCAUCCCUUCCUUCCCUUCACCACGUCCUCCUCCCAGCCCUGGUGCUCUGGAUUGCUAUGGCUCUAGGGGGUAUGAUAGAGUAGUAGCCAGGGCCAGGUAUCUGCUUGGAAUCCUGGAGCUCUGGAUCUCCCAGCCCAUAGCCUGGAUGCAGCAAGGACUGGAAGAUGGGGUAGAAAUGUGUAGGGCUCUGGAUUGGGAGGAGCCCUACCUUCCCAGGACAGAAAUAGGUAGAGUCGGUUUUAAGACCUGGUGCACAGAUAAAUGCCUAAAUGCCCACUGCCUUGAUCGCUGGGGCCUCUUUCACCGGCAUUCUGGAGGGGAGCCACAUCUCCACUGUGUUUACAUCUUGUGGCUGGUGGAGGGCAAAGAUAUUCCCAAUGAGAGACUCCCAGUUGGCCACCCCAGGCCAUGGAGCACUCCAGGAGGCCAGUGCCCCAGGACAUGGCGGUGGACAGGUGGCCUGGAAACUCAUUUCUUGCAUUGGUUGUUUAUUUGAAUUUUUCUUACUAUAAAUAUUUAAGGUGGUUUUACUUUAUUUUAAUAAUUUAAUUUACCCCAAAGUCCCUAAGGUAAUUUAUUGGAGGUUGAGACAUGUAUUCUUGCCCUUGGGACAAAGUGAGGACAAAGCCUUGGACAGGCACGGGGUCCCACACACAGACGAGGCAGCUCCGCAGCUGAGCUCGGGACUCCUGAUCAAGGUUGGAUGGCCCCCCAGUAGAGCUGGAGCCCUGCAGCUUGUUCCCCGUUAUUGCUGACCAUCUGGCCUCAGAGCACUGCUUUUCACUCACUGCCUGGUACUUGGCCAGCCCCUGGCAAUCAGUCUGUAAACCAUGACAGGGUAGAGGGCUGGGCCGAUGUCCCCACUUCCCAGACAUUCUCCGUCUGCCCUCUCAUUUUGCUCCCUCCCUCUGAAACUUUUUUUUUAUGAGUCAAACACAGAUUACUGAGGCUCUCUCAAGAGCAUGGAGAUCUCUCCAAGUUCCCCAAGUGAGAACUCACAGGAAAACAGGACUGAACUUCGAGAAUGUUGUUUAUUGCAGCUUUGCACAUGGACCUGAGAGUAUCUGCCAGCAGCUCUCACCACCUGCCAGCCUUCUCAGCAGCCUCUUUCCUUAGCCUUAUGGCCUCUCCUGGCCCCUCUUCCAGACCCAGCUCCAUUGCCUGCCCUUCCCACAUCCCAUGUGACCUGCCUGAGCCAUUGGACAUACUGCAGUGUGACUCAUUGCAGUGUGGCGGGCAAGGCCUCAGAUGGCCUCUCCCUUGGUGCCAGCAAACCCAUACCGGUUGUACACGUGCCCGCACACACGCAGAUGCGUGAACCUCCUACAACUGGCUGGGGGCCCAGAGUGGAAAUACCAAAAUGAAGCAGCUUGUCUGUGGAAUUCAGGAAGACCGAAAGCCAGCAGCUUUGUUAGUUUGCCCCCAGGACUCAGGAGACACUUCUGUACUCCCACCUGUUCCCAGUCCUGCUCAUUCAAGGUCACCUGGACAAGUUACCCGAAGUCCUUCAUCUCCACUCCCUAUGGGCAGAAUGCAAGGGUCAUGUCAGUUUGACCAGGCCUUUCAUCAUGCCAUCGUGACUUGUGUGGGCAGAGCAGGCAGGCCAAUGGAGCCAUGGGCCAGUCCGCCUGGGAUGCUGCUGCUCCUCCCACUCAAAAGGUCAGGAGGCCCCUCCAAGGUUAUCUCCAGGAGGGGAUUCACACGAGGCCAAAUGUCACCAGAGGCCUUUUGCCACCUCCCCAAGCUAUGGAGGGCCAGGGAGGCUGGUUUCCCAGCCUUGGGGAGAAAUCCUCAUGACACCCGAACCCCAAGGCCUCGGACCACUCAGCCUUACCAUCGUCCUCGUCCAACAUUGUCCUUGCAAUCUUCUUGUCUCAGCACCUGGCCUCCUGGCCCCAGCUGGUAUCAGAGGCUCUAGAUCUUGGUUUUCGAUAAAGUCUGAGUGUCCACUUCCUGCAUGCCACUGUGCAAGGUCACUCAUCACUGUUCCUGCAGAAGCCUCUGGAUGUGGGGCUUGAUGGGGUUGAAAAUGUUAUGUGUAAAUAUUGGUUUGGUUUGAUUUUUUAGCAUUUUAAUUAGUAACUGGUUGUGUUUUCUUUUUUGGGGGUGGGAGGGUUGGUUUGUAAAAAUUCUCUACUCUUUUGGAAUGUAAUUUCUAAGUUUGUUUGUUUCUUCAAAUGCCUUUUAAGUCUUGGUAACAUUCCCAAAGCAGAAAACUGCCUGACCCACAGUGGGGAUUCCCCUGGAGCACUGGAGUCCCAGGAAGGAACACUGCCCUCUUCCCUUUCUCCCCUUCCUCCUCCUCCUCCACCACUGGACUCUCAGCACCUUCUUCCUCUUCCUUCUCCCCAACGCCGUCUAUCUAUCUUUCUUGUCUCCACUCUUUCCCACCAAAGUCCCAAGGAACCCUGGGGUCCUAAUCCCUUACAGAUCACUGGGUUUGGAUCUAUUGUGUUGGCACCAGUUGGUUAGGGGAAGGAUGGGGGGGCAGUUGCCUUGGUGGACCCUAAACUGGACGACCUCACAUUCCUUAUGUCUGACCUCCUCCCAAAGCCAAACUAGACUCUCCUGGGGGCAAUGAUGUCUGUAUUUGAAAUGAAAAUCAGACCACUUUGGCCACAUCAGUGGCUCCUAGAUCUUGUAUGCACAAGGCGUCUAUAUCCAACUCCUCUCUCCCUGUUUCCAUCCCAGGCUGUUCCCCACCAAAGGCUGGGAAAUUUAAAAAUACCUCCAAGAGGUUUUGCUUUCUGUGAACUCAAAACAGGCCCCACCUCUUGGUCUUCCCAGGGACAGUCCUCUCCCAGUUGUUCUCCCAGUGGACAAAGGACCCAAAGACCUCACACUUGAACAUGCUGUCACAUGGUUCUAUCAUCCCCACCCCUAGGUGGGGAUGAAACCUUUCAUGGUUUCAUCACCAGCUUCUUCUCCACCUGCCCAUCCAACUUUCAGGCUCUUCCUCCCUCUCUCCUCCCCUCCAGAAUGUCCCCCACCUUCCAACCUGGCCAGUCCCCCCACUUCACUCAUACUAAUAAUCAUCCCCUGCACACCCCACCUACAGUACUACUAUCUAGAAAUUGCUCCCCUGUCCCCUAUCCCACAUCUGCUUCAGACUUCUGGGAGAGCUCUGGGAGGCAGCCUUGGCAGGACUGGGGUUAGGGGAGGUCAGGACACCGAGGUGUAGACUCACCCCAGAGUCUCCUGACUGGGCAGUCAUCGAGCCUAGACUAGGACCUGGGUCCAUCGGAUCCCCCAGCCCAACUCUGUCCUGCUUGCUGUGUAAACCUACUGUCCCACUGGAGACUUUUCGGUGUGGGGCCAGGACACCCAGAAGAUACCACUACCUAACCGAGACUUGAAACCAUGCAACCAUCACUGCUAUCCAUUUCUAGAACUUUUUAAUCACCCAGGCUGAACCUCUGUACCCACUGAAAAAUUAAUCACCCUCUCCCCAAGUCCCUGGUAACCUCCAUUCUAUUGUCUCUAUGAAUUUGCCUCAUCAGGGUGGCUCAUAUAAGUGGAAUCGCACAAUAUCUGUCCUUUUGUGUCAAACCACCUCACCUUUUUAGAUGAAAAGCUAAGCCCAGAGAAGAGGGAGGCUUGCCCAAGGUCACAAAGCAAACAAAAGGCAGAGUCAGGACGAGAACCCUAGUUUCCUGACCCCCAGCCAAUGCUGUAUCCCCAGGGGUGAAUGAGACCCCACUCUGCCAUUCUGGGCUCUUGGUGGAGCCCCUUCUUUUCUCUGGAGUCUGUUUGCUGCCCUCCUCCCAUUCAUCCUCUCUGUUACUGUCUUCCUCCAAAGCUUCCCCUCCUCCUGCCUCCUUUUCUCUGCUGGUUCCAACAAUAAACCAAGUGGCCCUAGCCUGUGGCUCAGAGAGCAUCAGCCUUGCCAGUCCUACUCACUGGGCUUGGCCCCGUCACCUCCCAGCCCAGCAGGACAUCCCCUAGGUCCACAAGGUCCAUCCUUGAGCCACAUUAUCUUCUCUGUCCCCAGUCUCAGGACCCCUUCAGUGUCCACUGUUACAUGGGGCUGAGGGAGGGGGACUAGAAUCCCCCCUUCUGGGCUCCUAUACCCUGCCCAGUCCUGCCCAGCCUUGUUAAAAAGAUGCAGCCUAGCUUGUGUUCUUCUCUCCCUAGGCCAUUUAUCCAUUAGUCUGUCCAUUUGACACCCCAUUAUCCUCUCUGCUCUUCCCUGGGCCUCACUGUUUCUGGAAUAAUUUGUCCUGUCUUUACCACUUGCCCCUCCCAACAGUGUUUGAAGUUUGUGAAGUCCACAAACACGAGAACCAAAGGGGACAUGAUGCUGGGCCUGUAUUCCCCUGCCCAGGGCUCCUCCCCACCACCUGCUACUCUUCCCUCACCCUCCUUGGAUCCUCAUUUAUCCUGUCAGGCCGGUUUCCGUCCCUUCCUGCCUUUCACCAGCCUACAGGACCCCAGGCCCUAAAGAAAAGAGCUCUUGUUUUCUUGAAGCAUUCUUGAAGUGUCGAGGCAGUCAGGGCCUGGAUGCUUUGUCACAGUCCAUUCUGAUACUACUCAAACUGCUCUUGUGAGGAAGAACCUCAGCUGGAUCUGGAGACGCUGUCCAAGUCUGGGAAGAUCUCUGUUUGGCUGGUUCGAUGAGCCUCCCCCUUCUAUGAUUUUAUCAUGAGCACCAGGAUGAUCCCCAGGGCCCCAGAACACCCCUUGUGUUUUGGGAUCCCACAUCACCAACUUCUCUCCACUGGGCCAUGGUAUCCUGGCUCUUUUCUCUACUCUGCCUCUGAUCUCUGUGCCUUAGUUUACUUCUCUGCACAGGAAGCUCACCACAAGACUGUUCCCAGCAGCUUCCCAGGUAUUCUGGUGCCCCUAAGGUUGGGCCUUGCCAGCUGUGUCCCAGCUCCCUGUCACUGCCUCAGGACACCAAGUUGCUGAGGAUGAGGUGCCAAGAGGUUCUCAAAGUGGCUGGAGCAUCACCUGGGAGCUUGACAGAAAUGCAAAAUACUGGCCCUACUUGAGACUUGCAGAAUUAGAAAUUCUGGUGUGAGGCCCAACAAGCUGGGGGUUUAACAUGCUGUCCAGGUGAUUCUCAUAUAACAGGACUCGGCCAACUGCUGAUCUGCACUAGCCAUCAGUGUGGCCUAGUGAGGAUCUGAAGCCGGCCCAGACCAGGAAGAGGUGGAAAAUACCAGCCUCAUCUGGACGCCUGAGAGAUCAGAACUCUCUCUGCCAAACAAAUAACUAUGUCCUUUUCCUGGAAGCUGGAGGGCAGCAAGAAGGCUACAAUUUUCCUUUCCUUGCCUCAGAACUGGUUCCAGUUCUCACAAAAGGCCAUGUAGAGUUGUGUUAGCCAAGCAGUAAGUGGGAGUCCUGGGCAGGGGGUGGGGGUGGCAGAAGACAAAAACCCUGACCAUGUAUCCCUUGGGAACCUCACCACAGGCUCAUGACCUCUCUUCAAGUAGUAAGAAACCUAACCCUCAAGGAAAGAAUCCUAAAUCCCUAGCUCCUCCUCUUCCUCCCACCUCCAGGGAGACCCAGUAGACAGUGCCAAAAAACAGCUCCAACCUCCAGCAGCUGGGGAAGAGAGCCAGAAGCUGCCCUCUCAUCUUGCCCCCUGCCCCCCCAACCCCUGCCAAUACUGUGAAGCCCCCUCCCUGCCCAGCCUGGUUUCUUGAUGAGGGUCCUGCAGUUGUGGGCCCUAGGGGACCCCCAGGGAAAGGCCCUCAGGAAGGAAGGGACCAAGGGCAUCCUUGGGCCAAACUGUCUGCCUCUCCUGUCCACUGUUCUCUCUUCCCCACUUCUGUCUUCAAAAAGCUCCUUCCCAAGAUGGAUUGGGUGCUAGGACAACUGGUCCAAUCCACCAGCUCUCCCUGCCCUGUGUCUUAUUUCAGACAUGAGAAUACCUGUACAGUGUAAACUUACAAAAGGUUUUUAAUGGUUGUAGAUUGGAAAUAAAGUAUGUCAUAUGAACAGUUUCCAUGGA